AUUGAAAGAAAGAGUGGAGAAUUUGGAGAAAAGGAAACAAGCUUUACAAUUAAGAAACCAUUCUAAUAAUCAUGUUCAGCAAGCUAAUCUCCAUAGGGUUUCGACAAGGAUGAUAGCUGAUAAUGAUGAUUCUACAUUGCCCGUGGUUGAGCUAAGAGAUUUAGGCAAUGACGUUAUUCACAUAAUGCUAAUUAGUAGUUCCAAUAGAAGCUUCAUGCUCCACCAAGUUAUUAGUGUCAUCGAAGAGGAAGGAGGUCAAGCUGUCAACGCUAGCUUAUCCAUGGUUGGUAACAAGAUCUUUCACUUCCUACAUAUCGAAGCUAAAAUUGCGAGAGUUGGAGUAGAGACUUCAAGAGUACAACAAAGAUUGCUGAAUUUGGUAUACCGAUAUUAAAACUGAAAUUCGAAUCCGAAAAGGGAUCAAUGGCUGUU
Molecule: messenger RNA, 432 nt
Organism: Benincasa hispida (wax gourd)
Lineage: Eukaryota; Viridiplantae; Streptophyta; Magnoliopsida; Cucurbitales; Cucurbitaceae
Product: transcription factor bHLH168-like
Biological process (GO): regulation of transcription by RNA polymerase II
Cellular component (GO): RNA polymerase II transcription regulator complex
Molecular function (GO): protein dimerization activity; RNA polymerase II transcription regulatory region sequence-specific DNA binding; DNA-binding transcription factor activity, RNA polymerase II-specific
Source: RefSeq, a predicted model, not a curated record